Messenger RNA from Sinocyclocheilus anshuiensis, 2747 nucleotides. Its product is annotated as cAMP-specific 3',5'-cyclic phosphodiesterase 4B-like. Gene Ontology annotation, biological process: signal transduction. Bases 72 to 2195 code for a protein of 707 amino acids. The record is from RefSeq and is a predicted model, not a curated record. Lineage: Eukaryota; Metazoa; Chordata; Actinopteri; Cypriniformes; Cyprinidae. Gene Ontology annotation, molecular function: 3',5'-cyclic-nucleotide phosphodiesterase activity. The transcript has 17 exons.
AUGCAUAUAAGUUCACAGCAGAGUCCCAAGAGACAGAAGACCCUUCUGAGCUUGAGCUGUCAGCAGAGAUCAUGAGGAAGAGCCGGAGCGUUUUGGCAGUGACACCUAGUGAUGACAGCAAGGACCUCUCAGGAUGUCCGUCUUCAGGAGCUACGUUGGGUGUGGAUCUCUGGCGAGGUUCCAGACGCCACUCAGGAACCUUUGUGUUGCCGCCGUUGUCAUGGAGACAGGCAGAGAGGGCCCGCAGCCCUCAAGAAGAUCACGUUUCCAGACCCACGUCACUGGGUUUCAUUACUCCACCACGUAUAGAUAUCACACCAGUACCGCCUGAUAGUUUGGAGGUGGAGAAUGGCCCCCCUAUCGGCUGCAGUCCACUGGACCAGCAGGCGUCACCGAGCUCCGGUUUGGUCCUUCAUCCCAACAUGGCCAGUCACGGUCAACGGCGGGAGUCUUUCCUGUACCGCUCGGACAGCGACUACGACCUCUCGCCCAAAUCCACCUCUCGCAACUCCUCCCUUGUUGGAGAACAGCUACACAGUGAAGACCUGAUAGUCACUCCUUUUGCUCAGGUGCUUGCAAGUCUUCGCACUAUUAGGAAUAAUUUCAGAAUCCUGACAAAUGUCCAGUGCCCCUCCAGCAAAAGAUCACCAGUCAGCAGUCAACCGCCGGUGACCAAAGCCAGCCUGUCAGAUGAAUCCUACCAGAAGCUGGCCGUGGAGACCAUGGAGGAGCUAGACUGGUGCCUGGACCAGCUGGAGACCAUCCAGACGUACCGCUCCGUCAGUGACAUGGCCUCCAACAAGUUCAAGAGGAUGUUGAAUCGGGAACUGACACAUCUGUCUGAGAUGAGUCGCUCUGGAAACCAGGUGUCUGAGUUCAUCUCCAACACAUUCUUAGAUAAACAGAAUGAACUGGAGAUCCCAUCGCCCACUCCAAAAUCGCGGGACAGAAAGAGGAGGCAGCAGCAGCUGAUGACUCAGAUCAGCGGGGUGAGGAAGGUCACGCACGGCCCUGGUUUGCCCAGCAGCUGCAGUGCGGCCCGCUUCGGCGUGAAAACAGAUUUGGAGGACUUGCUCUCAAAGGACCUGGAGGACAUUAACAAGUGGGGUCUGAACAUCUUUAACGUUUCAGAGCACUCUCACCAUCGACCGCUGACCUGCAUCAUGUACGCCAUCUUUCAGGAGAGAGAUUUAAUGAAGACAUUUAGGAUCCCAGUGGAGACCUUUGUAACGUACAUGAUGACCCUUGAAGAUCACUACCACGGAGACGUAGCCUAUCACAACAGUCUACACGCGGCUGAUGUGGCCCAGUCCACACACAUCCUGCUUUCCACACCUGCACUGGAUGAGGUCUUUACAGACCUGGAGGUCCUUGCCGCUAUCUUUGCAGCAGCCAUCCAUGACGUGGACCACCCAGGGGUCUCAAACCAGUUCCUAAUUAAUACCAACUCCGAGCUGGCGCUCAUGUACAAUGAUGAGUCUGUUCUGGAGAACCAUCACCUAGCGGUUGGUUUCAAGCUCUUGCAAGGGGAAAACUGUGAUAUCUUCCAAAACCUCUCCAAGAAGCAGCGACAGACUCUCAGGAAAAUGGUCAUUGAUAUGGUACUAGCAACAGACAUGUCCAAGCACAUGAGCUUACUGGCUGACUUGAAGACAAUGGUCGAGACCAAGAAGGUGACCAGUUCAGGAAUGUUGCUACUUGACAACUAUACAGACAGGAUACAGGUCUUACGAAAUAUGGUUCACUGUGCCGAUCUCAGCAAUCCCACCAAGCCAUUAGAUCUGUACCGGCAAUGGACGGACCGCAUUAUGGAAGAGUUCUUUCACCAGGGUGACCGAGAGAGAGAGCGAGGCAUGGAGAUCAGCCCGAUGUGUGACAAACAUACCGCUUCAGUGGAGAAAUCUCAGGUUGGUUUUAUUGAUUACAUCGUGCAUCCACUAUGGGAGACCUGGGCGGACCUGGUGCAUCCAGAUGCACAGGAUAUCUUGGACACUUUAGAAGAGAACAGGAACUGGUACCACAGCAUGAUACCACAGAGUCCCUCCCCUCCCUUCUUUGAAACGGGAACUGAUGGUGGAGACAAGUUUCAGUUCGAGUUGGAGGUUGAGGAAGGAGCCAAGCAGGAUACCGAGAACCUGUUAGAAACAGACUGUGUAGAGAUAGUGACGCAUUCGCCUUCAUCCGUCGAGACGUAGCACUUCACUACAAUGGCUGUCAUGUUGGCCAAAUUUGAUGACCGAGCAAAGUGGAGGAACGUUAUUCUCCUGCUACCUGAGAAUCCCUCAGAAUACCACUGUGUUUUUGGGACUCUGCCGUUGUUUCAGAGCCAAAAAAGGGAGUGAGCCUACACAAUCUAGUUGGAAUUUGCAAGAAUCCAUUCAAGUUGGACAUUGCCAGAAUGGACAGACGGGCAGCCGUACCAAAAGUGCCAUAAACUGGAUUUUCUUAAUCAGACAUUACAGUCUGAUCUGAAUGUUGGAGUGGGUUUCUGUGAAGGAGAAAUGCUGACCCUCUUAUAAGAGGGGUUUGUACUACAUUGUCAAAGUGACUUUUUUGUAAAAAAAAAAACAACAACAAAAACCUACUUUUUUUGUACUUGUGUGUUUUGUGACUUUUUUAUUGUUGGUGUCACAUCCAACUACACAUUUGAAAACAUGAGAAAGGUUGUCAUGCUGAAAGCAAAAGCAUGUAAUUCCCAGUCGUGUAUUGGGAAUGCAGUCUUCCUGAAUUUUGGACAACAGAAUAAU